CGGGAGCAGGCGGGGGCGGGACCGCGGCCCGGGCGUGCGAGAGUGUGCGGGGAGCUCGGGUGACAGGAGCCGGGUGCGGGCUCACUGGGGGCGGCCUGAAGCCGGAGCCGCGGGACGCAGCAGCAGGAGCAGCAGCAGCAGCGAUGCUGGAGACCCUGCGCGAGCGGCUGCUGAGCGUGCAGCAGGAUUUCACCUCCGGGCUGAAGACUUUAAGUGACAAGUCAAGAGAAGCUAAAGUAAAAAGCAAACCCAAGACUGUUUCAUAUUUACCAAAAUAUUCCGCUGGAUUAGAAUUACUUAGCAGGUAUGAAGAUACAUGGGCUGCACUUCAUAGAAGAGCUAAGGAAUGUGCAAAUGCUGGAGAGCUGGUGGAUAGUGAGGUGGUUAUGCUUUCAGCACACUGGGAGAAAAAGAAAACCAGCCUCAUAGAGUUACAGGAGCAACUUCAACAGCUUCCAGCUUUAAUAGCAGAUCUAGAAUCCAUGACAGCAAAUCUGACUCAUUUAGAGGCUAGUUUUGAGGAAGUAGAAAAUCACCUGCUGAAUCUGGAGGAUUUGUGUGGACAGUGUGAAUUAGAAAGAUGCAAAUACAUGCAGUCCCAAAAACUGGAAAAUUACAAGAAAAAUAAGAGGAAGGAACUUGAAACCUUCAAAGCUGAACUAGAUGCAGAGCACACCAAGAAGGUGCUGGAAAUGGAGCAUACCCAGCAAAUGAAGCUGAAGGAGCGACAAAAGUUUUUUGAAGAAGCCUUCCAGCAAGACAUGGAACAGUACCUUUCCACAGGUUACCUGCAGAUAGCGGAGAGACGAGAACCCACGGGCAGCAUGUCAUCCAUGGAAGUGAAUAUCGACAUGCUGGAGCAGAUGGACCUGAUGGACAUUUCUGACCAGGAGGCCCUUGACGUUUUUCUGAACUCAGGUGGAGAAGAUAACACUGUGCAGUCCCCCGUCUCAGGGCCUGAGUCAAGUGUUGGUGAGAAUGAAAUUACUCUUCAAGUUCCGAAUCUCACGGAAUCACAGACCAAACCUUCCUCAUCCUCUUCGUGCACUGACCAAGCCAGCCAGGAGCCCAGUGAAGAUGGGGAGUCCCCACUUGUUCAGUCUGAUGAGGAGGGAGUUGAGGUGGACACUGCCCUCGCCACUUUGCACACUGAUGACAGUGACUCCUAAAGUCAGGCCCGCAGUCUGAUGGCCCUUGAAGUCUUAGCUGUGUGCACAUUUCCCACUGUGAGAAGGCAAGUGUCUUUAUGGAAGCUCUUGAUUUUUACCCAGUUGCCAAUAAUGUGUAAGUAACUGGUGGAAAGAACAACUACCAAUAAAGCUUGAGGACAUUAAAUGGAGUGCAUAGCCAGUUUGUUCAGAAAGGCUUCUAAAUUGAUGCCUCCAGCAAUCACCCAGAGCCAUGUCAGUUCGAUGCUGAAUU
Messenger RNA from Erinaceus europaeus (western European hedgehog), 1422 nucleotides. RefSeq names its product dystrobrevin binding protein 1 (gene DTNBP1). Gene Ontology annotation, cellular component: synaptic vesicle membrane; plasma membrane; cytoplasm. Bases 144 to 1169 code for a protein of 341 amino acids. Gene Ontology annotation, biological process: neuron projection development; negative regulation of protein kinase activity; platelet dense granule organization. NCBI's taxonomy places the organism in Eukaryota, Metazoa, Chordata, Mammalia, Eulipotyphla, Erinaceidae. The record is from RefSeq and is a predicted model, not a curated record. The transcript is spliced from 10 exons.